Perognathus longimembris pacificus (Pacific pocket mouse) is the source of this 976-nucleotide messenger RNA. RefSeq names its product chromosome 1 C12orf75 homolog (gene C1H12orf75). NCBI's taxonomy places the organism in Eukaryota, Metazoa, Chordata, Mammalia, Rodentia, Heteromyidae. Bases 43 to 234 code for a protein of 63 amino acids. The transcript has 6 exons. The record is from RefSeq and is a predicted model, not a curated record.
GCCGCCGAGCUCCGGAGCGCGGCUUCUCCGGCCGGCGGCGCGAUGGGCUGCGGGAACUCCACUGCUACCAACGCGGGCGCAGGCCGAGGCCCUACAGGAGCAGCUAAAGAUAUAACUGAAGAAUCAGUAACGGAAGAUGACAAGAGGAGAAACUAUGGAGGAGUGUACGUUGGUCUGCCAUCUGAAGCUGUCAACAUGGUAUCCAAUCAAACAAAGACAGUACAAAAAAAUUGAAAUGACAUUACAGCACAACAAUUAAGAGCUUGCUCAUCAAUUUGGAAGGAAUCCAGCACUGGGGACGUUGUAAUGUCGCGUAGAUCUUUCCAUGGAAAUUCUAAACUGUUGUCCCCAGGUCCCUCUCCCACAGUCUUCAGUGGGUAGUUAAAGCAGUGAGUACAGGCUGAAAUUGAUUAGACAGAGAAAUUAGUACAGGGAAAUUGAUUGAUUAGACAGAGUGCUGGUCUGUGGAACUUUCUGCAUCCCACUUAUGGAAGACGAGCCUCUCCUGAGGUCUGUGAUUGUGCACCUGGGCCUCUGGGUUCCACAGCAUUUUACACCCCGGUUGCACAAUACUUCACAGAAGUCAUGUCUUUUCAUUGAGACUCUUUUGAUAAUUUUUAUAUGACAAAAAUCCUUAUUAUGUUGGUAAAGUAAGAUAAUAGGGAACUAUAAAUGAAUUGCCCUAAAGUAAUAUAUUUGUCGUCUUUCUCUGUUUCUACUUUGUAUUAAUUUUUAGCUGUAAAAUUGGGAAAUGGAUUCUUACUGCUGUCACAUCCCUGUUUUUACUGUUUGGUUUUCAAAUUCUGUUUAAAUCUCCUUGAUUAGAACCAGUGUAUCACACUGCAGUAUUUAACAAUAACUGAAUUAAAUUUGUAUGCCAAAUGCACAUGUUGACUAAAGUCCUAUUUUAUUUACUCAAAGGCUUAUGCUACUCUAAAUAUUUGAUAGAGAGUCUCCCAUUGUACUGUUAACGUAG